Messenger RNA from Dracunculus medinensis (Guinea worm), 1617 nucleotides. The record is from the annotation of a GenBank genome assembly. Lineage: Eukaryota; Metazoa; Nematoda; Chromadorea; Rhabditida; Dracunculidae.
GUCGAUCUACCAACUUAUCCAGCGCCUUCUUUGCACAAUACAAUUUCGAAAUUCAUUCAAUUCUCUCGUCCAAUUCAAAAUGACGAUGAAUAUCAAAAAACUAUUGAGCUUACACCAUGGUGGAUAGAUGUAGCAUAUCUUAAAAAUCGAGCACCUCUACCAAUAAAUAGCAGCCCAGGUCUUACAUUUCCGAAGUGGAAUUACUCGGGUGUUGAUGGGCAAAUUUUGAUCGCAGCAAAAGUUAUUCAGUCUGCUGUUCGCUUUUAUGAGAAAAUCAUUAAUCUCAAAAGAUUAAUUGACAUUGCCAAAAAAUCGAACGGUUAUCAUCUUGAUAUGAGCCAAUAUCAGUUAAUAUUUGGUACGACUCGUAUACCAGCAUGUGCUAAAGACAAAAUAUGUUAUGGAAAAGAAAAGAAAUCUAAUCAUAUCAUUGUGAUUCGAAAUGGUCAUCUUUUUCAACUUCCUAUAUUCAAUUCAAGUGGAAAAGUUUUGGGCAUUCAGCAAUUGAUAGAUGAAAUAAAGGAAAAUAUUCUACCGCUUAGCUCAGAAUCGAAUCCAUAUCCAAUCUGUGUUAUGACAUCUGAAGGUCGUGAUGCUUGGGCUGAAGUUUACAAUCGCAUAAAAGAAGUGAAUGCCGAUGCGAUAAAAAUUAUAGAAGAUAGUUUGUUUACACUAUGCCUUGACAAUAAAAUGCAAAUAGGCGAUCAAUCCUCUGAUCUCGACAUACAAGCAUCUCAAUGCCUUCAUGGCGGUGGAAUACGAAAUAAUUCAGCAAAUCGAUGGUUCGACAAAACAAUUCAGUUUGUAAUCGGUACUGAUGGUUACUGUGGUGUCACUUAUGAACAUACACCUGCAGAAGCACCACCAAUUGCUAAUUUGAUGGAUUUUAUUUGCGAUGAAAUGUUUAUUUUAUUGUACUAUUAUAAGAAAAAAUCAUCUCAGGCCCUUAUAUUCGGUAUCAAUAAAAUGGCUGUCGAUACUUUUGAUAAGUUUGGCAAAAAUACUAUCAAAAAUCAUGGUAUUAGUCCGGAUAGCUUUAUACAAAUAGCUAUGCAAACUGCUUAUUAUCGCAUUCAUCGAAAAUUGGCCAUCGUUUAUGAAACAGCAUCUCUUCGACGAUUUACAGAAGGUCGUACGGAGAUAAUUCGAUCACCAUGCUUUAUGACUUCAAUGUUCAUAACAGAUUUUGUGAACUCGGAUGAUGAAGCAGAUCAUAAUUUGUUGAUCGAAAUGCUAAGAGGAGCAAUACAACAACAUAAGAAAUAUAAUAUUGAGGUCGGAGAUGGCAUGGAUCGGCAUCUAUUGGCUAUGCGUCUCAUUUGUCAAGAAAAAGAUAUCGAGGUACCGCGAAUAUUGGAAACUGAUAUUUACAAACGAAUGAUGCACUUUACUUUAUCAACGAGCCAGGUUCCAUCAAGAAAUGAAAUCCAAGUAGCAUUUGGACCGUCUGCAAGAGAUUGCUAUGGAAUUUGUUACAAUCCACGACCUAAUGAGUUACAAUUUGCAAUAACAACAUUUAAGGACAAUGAAAUGACAAAGUCGGAAGAGUUUAUCAAAGAAUUAGGACUUGUUUUGAAUGAUCUUAAUAAUCUAUUAAAUCGCAACGAGAAGCCUUAA